UGAUCAGGUAUAAAUUUGUACAUUCCCGCUUUGGCAGGCCACAUUUUGCAUUCAGAGGAAUCGAAGAGAACACAAGUAAUGGAGGAAGUGAACAACAACGCUAGAGCAGCUCCCCGCACAGCACGCGAGGUUCAGCAAAACUUUGCCGAGUCUCUCGGCUAUGCCGAUGAGAUCAUUUGGGAUCUCUUGUCCCAAGAGCAAAAAAAAGUCUUAGAGAAGAAGCUCAAGGAGCUAAUACGCGAUCCAGAGCCACCGAGUGAUGAUUCAGAGGAAAGUUCUGAACAGAUCGCACGCAGGAAGCUAAUCGCCGCCAAUGAAAAAGUUAGAAAUACCAUCUUCAAUUCCGUCUGGGAGCAGCGAAAAUAUACAAAUCACCAGUCGCUCACAUCCAUAAUAUACGUAAUGGUUGUCGCCGACGAGCAGGACGUGAAUCGUGCGGAGGACUGCCAGUCCUUUUCUUGUCACCCGGUUUUCCGCGCGCGUCGUUGUGUCACCGGAAGCAGUGGUACAAGUAGCGACAGCUCCAACUGCUGCAUGGUGUUCGUAGACGAGAACGGACGCGUCUACCAGAACUGGACCUCGUAUGUGGCCACCAACGAGCUGCCCGCCGGUGUGAUGGUUGCCCCCGAACGUGGCAUUUACAAGAUGGUCAACGGACAAGUCAGGUUGGACAAGUACACGACCCCGGCUGGCACCACCAACCGAAAAGUGCUCGGAUAUCUGGACACUGGCAGUGCGAUCGGCGGCUUUGCAGCUGCAUGCGUACCAGUGGCCGCUCUCCUCACGCUGCCGGUGUCCGCUCCCCUGAUGGCGGCUGCCGGUGCCGUCGGCCUUGCGACUGCCGGCUAUGCCACUGCACGUUCCAGUGUCAAGCUGGUGGAUCGCAGCCAGCACGAGCAGUCGAUCAGCGUGACGGACCGUGAGGCGCGUGGCCACUGGUUGGGCGUAAUCGCUGGAGCCGUGGGGCUGGGCGCUGCUGGAGCUACCAGUGUAAUGUCGGCGGCCACUGUCGCCGGCCAGGAGGUGGGAGCGAUCACUCAGAUGACUGUCAAUGGGAUGAACAUCUCCUCCAUCGUCAUAUCGGGCACUGGCGUAGCCAAUGGGGUGCUCGACUUGAUACUGAAAUCCCAAGAUGGCGAUGAUGUCACGGCCAUGGAUGUGCUGCAGCUUUCGGCCUCCCUGGUGCUGUUUACGCACAGCGUAUAUAACUUCCGUCUUGCAUCGACCAUUAUCAAUGAUACGGCGAACAGCAAGAUAAGCAACUAUCGCGAGGCUCUGAGCAAUCGCCAGCGGCGUGCCUUUGAUAAGGCGUCCAAGGAGACCAUCCGAAUCCGUGGCAACACAAAGGGGAAGCUGGACAUUAUACGCGGCGUCAACGAGGUGCCCUCAAAGCAGCAGUUCAACGAUCUUUACAAGAUCAACAAGCAGUUGAACAAGGAGGGCGUGCGGGUUGCCUUUGCACCGGAUGGCAAGGGUUUCGUGCUGAACGACCAGGUGACCACCAGCGCGGCAGAGCUUCGUUCCAGUGUGCAGCACCAACAGGGUCCCGAUGUACUGGGUCAGGUGAAGCAGCCGAUUCCCGCCAGCCACGAGACUGCGCGCAAUAUCAGAACGAUUGGUGGUUCCCGCAUUUUGGGUCCAAAUCCGACUGCCCUCGACGGACCGGAGCCCACCAACUAUUCCGUGGGCGCGUUCGCGCUCCAGCUAAGCUCUGUUAUGGUUGGGGGUGUGCUGUUCGUCCUAAAGGAUUACGGAGAGGUGCUAUUCGAACACAUUGUCAACGCUGGGAGUAUCGAGGACAUGAUCAACAGCAUGGCCCAGAACCUGGAGCCGAAAGUCUUCAAUUUCAUAAUGAACCUGACGAGAACCUUCAUGGACACUAUGCUGGAGGAGCUAAAGUCGGUGCUGAAGUUCUUCAUUGCCACCGAAUCGGUGAUGUACAGGAUCCUUGUGUACGUUCUCGAUAACUACGGCAAGGAUUCCUACGAUUUGAUCGUUGAACACACCAUGGAUAUUUUGCAAGGCGUCAGAGCCUACUUCAUGGCGCUGAAUCCCAACUCGUACUCCGAGCUCCUCAAGAAGUGUGACGUCUGCGAGGGCUACUACAGCGUCUGCCAAUUGUAACCGGAUCAGUCGCAAAUGGAAACCCUUUAUCAUUACUUUAUUACAAAUACAACUCCCCCAAGAAGGAGCGAGACACAAAUCUAACCCAAUCACAUUCUAAAUGAGCACAAAUUGACAACAAAAUACGGAUGGCUGUAUGAAUUUUGAUACAAUUUACAAUAUAUGUACAAUGUAUAAAAGUACUACAAAGUUAACUAAUAAUUAAAUGCUUCUAUUUACCAAA
Messenger RNA from Drosophila persimilis, 2347 nucleotides. RefSeq lists its product as uncharacterized. NCBI's taxonomy places the organism in Eukaryota, Metazoa, Arthropoda, Insecta, Diptera, Drosophilidae. The transcript is spliced from 7 exons. The record is from RefSeq and is a predicted model, not a curated record. The coding region runs from base 79 to 2124 and encodes 681 amino acids.